CGAAAGUAAUCUGUCUUUUACGACAUACCAACGACGUUUCUCGAUCAUUGGUGAAUAUUUUCUAAAAUAAAUAACCUUUUAUUCUAAAUACCUACGUAAUUCUGCAAGUUAAACAAUAUUUAACCAGUUUACAUUUUCUCUUACCUUUUAUUACUUGCGAAAAUUAACUGUAGAUUGCAUCAUGUUGUCCCGAAUGUGUAUCGCUCGAUCAGCGUUCACUGUAACGCAUACACUUAAGACUCCUGUCCCAAAACAAUUCGUACCCAGGAAUUAUAUUGUUAGGAACUAUGCUCGCGAAUCUCGGUCCAGAGUUGCUUCUAGGACACAGCCGACUAUCUGGGAGAAAUUAAUGGCUCCUGCUGGUCCUAAUGCCUUCAGCUUAGGUAAGGGAGCACUUGCUGGAGCCUCAGCAGUAGGCCUUGUGGCUCUGUGCUACUAUGGCUCAGGAGUGAAACCUGGCACAUUACAAGAAGCACAUUUGUGGCCGCAAUAUGUGAAAGACAGAAUUAAGGCAACAUAUGGCUAUAUAGCUGGAUCAUUAGUAAUCACCGCUGGGAGUGCUGUUGCCGUAUUCAGAACACCGGCAUUACUGAAUUUAGUUGCGCGUAAUGGAUGGAUGUCCAUCAUAAUGACGCUGGGUCUGAUGAUUGGCUCGGGCAUGGUAGUGAGGGGAAUGGACUACCAACCCGGCUUUGGAGCCAAGCAGUUAGCAUGGAUUGUUCACACUGGUAUCAUGGGAGCUGUUAUUGCACCAAUCUGUUUCCUUGGUGGACCCGUACUUAUGCGAGCUGCGUGGUAUACCGCCGGUGUUGUUGGCGGUCUGAGUACGAUUGCUAUUUGCGCGCCAUCAGGUGAAUUUCUCAACAUGCGAGCGCCUCUCGCAAUGGGUCUGGGCGCGGUAUUUGCUGCAUCUCUAGCUGGAAUGUUUUUGCCACCUACAUCUGCACUAGGCGCAGGUCUAUAUUCUUUGAGUUUGUAUGGUGGAUUGAUUGUAUUCAGCGGAUUUUUGCUAUACGACACCCAAGCCAUAAUCAAACGAGCAGAGGUGCACCCAGCAUAUGGAUUCCAGCGUUACGAUCCAAUUAAUUCGGCCAUCUCAGUGUAUCUAGACGUACUUAAUAUUUUUAUGCGCAUCGCCAUGAUACUGUCUGGUGCUGGAGGCAACAAAAGGAAAUAAUUUGCAACCCUCAUUUAGACCAUUAUUUAAAGAUGUUUCAUAUACUUCGCAUAUAGGCACGUAGGUACCUAAAUUAUGAGGCGUGGAAAAAGCAAAAAUUCAACGUGCUUUGUUUCUCCCAUUUGGAAGACUUGUGAUAUUAAUGCGUAGUUUUUAAGUUUCAUGUAUUUUUCUUUUGUUAAAAAUUCAUAUUGUUAAUUUUAGACAUUAAUAAAUUAAUAAGUUUUA
Galleria mellonella (greater wax moth) is the source of this 1405-nucleotide messenger RNA. Its product is annotated as growth hormone-inducible transmembrane protein-like. The transcript has 8 exons. The record is from RefSeq and is a predicted model, not a curated record. NCBI's taxonomy places the organism in Eukaryota, Metazoa, Arthropoda, Insecta, Lepidoptera, Pyralidae. Gene Ontology annotation, cellular component: mitochondrial inner membrane. Bases 182 to 1177 code for a protein of 331 amino acids.